AUGGAUUUGCAGGCAGAAAAGUCCACCAAAUUUCUAAUGGAAACAAACAGAACAAACAAAGGAAUGGAAUACGCAGAAAUAUUAAUGAGCACUGACCGAUUUAAUGGAGAAUAUCAUCCAUUUCGCGAUGAUAUUAAUAGUAUCAAACUUGACAAUACCAGCCAUAAUUAUAACCUUCACCACCACUACAAUAACUUGAAUGAUCAAAUAUUCACGAUGAAUAAUAAUAUUGGACAAGCUCAAAUUUCACGACAAUCUCCACCUUUUUCGGAACCAUCAUCUACUUCCAAAAUUCCUUUUCAUAAAAUGUAUGCAGCGUGUUCUGGCGCAAUUCUAACAUCAAUAUUUACUACACCGUUAGAUGUAAUAAAAACUCGACUGCAAUCUCAAAAUAACUCGAGUAGAUCAUUUUCCACUUCUAUUUUUGGAGCAGCAGCAUCUGUAUCUUCUCCUACUUUCUCUUCUUCACUCACGAAAUGUUGUCGUAAUGUCUUCUUUACCGCACACAAUAUACAACGAGAUCUCAUUUGUCGAAUUCCAAAUCAGUCAGCCGCAUCGUCGUCUUUAUCGUGCGCGUAUAUGGAUACCCCUGCUUUCGAGGCUGCGUACGGGGCUACAAGUAGACAAUUGAAUGGGAUUCUGGAUGGAGUUGUAAAAAUUGUGCGUUAUGAAGGAAUAACUUCCCUAUGGCGAGGCUUGUCUCCUGCACUUGUCAUGUCAGUACCAUCAACAGUUAUAUAUUUUGUGGGGUAUGAACAUCUACGUGAUACAAUAUGGAGCCGGUGGAAAGGGAAGAAAGCAGAAACUUAUGCACCAUUAAUUGCCGGUGCUUGUGCAAGAACCACGGCGGUCGCUGUCAUAUCUCCGAUAGAACUAUUUCGAACACGUCUACAGGGACCUGAAGGAAAAAAUGGUGUACGGGUAGUAAUGAACGGUGUCAAAUCUAUGGUUCGGUCGUAUGGUAUAAAGUCUUUGUGGCGUGGAUUGGGACCUACGCUAUGGAGGGAUGUGCCAUUUUCAGCUAUAUAUUGGACUGGCUAUGAAUCGAUCAAACGAAAUAUAAGUGAUAGUUCUUAUAUGGUUGGUGAUGGACGAGGAGAAUUACAUGAGUUUAAAGUCGCGUUUAUUAGUGGUGCUCUUUCUGGAAUGAUUGCAGCAACGCUAACAACUCCAUUUGAUGUUGCAAAAACGAGAAGACAAGUUGCAUCGCAUACGAAUGCAAAAAACAACUCAAUGUUACGAAUAAUGCAGAAUGUGGUGAAAGAGGAAGGAUUUUCGGGGUUGAUGCGAGGCGCAGUACCACGUAUCGGAAAAGUAGCACCCGCGUGCGCAAUCAUGAUAAGUAGCUACGUGUUUUUCACUUCGCCGAGAUCAUCUUCGCCUUCCUCAUCAAAUAUCUAA
Molecule: messenger RNA, 1401 nt
Organism: Ambispora gerdemannii
Lineage: Eukaryota; Fungi; Glomeromycota; Glomeromycetes; Archaeosporales; Ambisporaceae
Source: the annotation of a GenBank genome assembly